AUGGGAGGUAUUGUUGAUAGAUCCCAGUGUGCAACUAUUCACGAUGCCUUAACAGGAUCCGCGGACGAACUUCACGGGGACAUAAAUACCAAUAUGGCAGCCCCUUCCUCUUCUCCAGUCCACUUCGACGAGGCAAUAAGGCCAGCCAACGACGUCCAAAUCGCAGAAAACAGAGGAAUGCUUAACAAGGACCACUGUGUCAUAAUUCAGGGCCUCGCAGAGUCCUCCGCCAGUUCCCCGAGGGAACGAUUCGCUGCUGACUUAGAGCAAUUCCAGAAACUCCUCAAUGAAAUGCUGCAACCAACAGAAGAUGUCACAGUCCUAAAGGCGUUUCGUCUUGGUAGCCGUACAAAUGCCGCUCCGAAGACGCGACCACGACCCCUAAAAAUCGUCCUUGGUAGCAAUGAGCAGGCGAAACUAAUACUUUCCAGGCGUUUUCGAUUGAAGCAUUCCCAUAAAGAAGUGUUUUUUCAGCCGGACUACUCACCUGCCGAGAGAAUGAAACGCCGCGAACUUGUCCUAGAAUUGAGAACACGGCAAACCAACGGAGAGAAAAACUUGACAAUCUACAAAGACCGGAUUGUCAAACGACAUUCCGCUCCCCUCUGGAUCGAGCCGAUCCGAAUGACUGCACAGCUACCCCAGUAG
Spirometra erinaceieuropaei is the source of this 648-nucleotide messenger RNA. Lineage: Eukaryota; Metazoa; Platyhelminthes; Cestoda; Diphyllobothriidea; Diphyllobothriidae. The record is from the annotation of a GenBank genome assembly.